CUUCCUUGCUUCCUUCCUUGCUUCCUUCCUUCCUUCCUUCCUUCCCCCCCCCGGGCGGGUGAGCUGGCGGUCCGUUCCCGGCCCCCGGCGCCAUGCCGGGCCCCCUGCCGGGCCCCCCCGGGCCGGGCCCCCCCGCUCCGGGCCCGGUGGAGACGCUGAGGUCCCCGCUGCUGCCCCCCGAGCCGGACGCCCCUUCCUGGGGACCCCCUUGCGACCGGCUCCCGGAGAGGAGGUACCAGGUGCUGCCCUCGCUCGUUUGCAUCGUCUGCUGCCUCUUCGGCGUCGUCUACUGCUUCUUCGGCUACCGGUGCUUCAAGGCGGUGCUGUUCCUGACGGGACUCCUCUUCGGCUCCGUGGUCAUCUUCCUCCUGUGCUACCGGGAGCGGGUGCUGGAGACGCAGCUGAGCGGGGCGGCCAGCGCGGGCAUCGCCCUGGGCGUCGGCCUGCUGUGCGGGCUGGUCACCAUGCUGGUCCGCAGCGUGGGCCUCUUCCUCCUGGGCCUGCUGCUGGGGCUCCUGCUGGCCACGGCCGCGCUGCUGGGCUCGGGCCCCUUCUACCAGCCGGCCUCCGUCUGGACGCCCCUGGGCCUGCUGCUCGGCGCCGGCCUGCUCUGCGCCCUGCUGGCCCUGCGCUGGCCGCGCCCGCUGACCACCCUGGCCACCGCCGUGGCCGGGGCCGCGCUGGUGGCCGCCGCCGUCGACUACUUCGCCGAGCUGCUGCUGCUGGGCCGCUACGCGGCCGAGAGGCUGAGGGCGGCGCCCCCCGGACCCCCGCUCUGCUGGCGGAGCUGGGCCCUGCUGGCCUCCUGGCCCCUGCUCAGCCUCAUGGGCGUCCUGGUCCAGUGGAGGGUCACCGGCGACGGAUACUCCCACACCGACGUGGUCAUCAGGCGGCAGCAGAGGCGGGUGCAGCUGAUGCGGAUCCGGCAGCGAGAGGAACGGAAGGUCCGGCGGCGGCGGACGCGGCCCCCCCGGCCUCCCUCCCGCCCACCCCGCGGCCAGGACCCCCGGACCCUCGGACCCCCGGACCCCGCCUACCGCCGCCGUCCCGUGCCCGUCAAGCGCUUCAACGGGGACGUGCUCUCUCCAAGUUACAUCCAGAGCUUCCGGGACCGUCAGACGGGGUCUUCCCUGAGCAGCUUCGUGGCCGCUCCUCCCACAGACUUGGACUACGAGUGCGGGUCCACCGUGCCGCUGACCGCCGCCGCCGCCGCCGCGGGACCCCCGGUCCGCGUCUAGACGCCCCCUCCCCGGUACCGGACCGGACCCGGAUCUAGGCCCGGACGGCCGCGGCGGGGCCGACCCCCAGUCUGGGGGCUCCUCACGGGACCGGUCGGACUGGCGCGCCGGUCCUCCCGCUCCCCCCUUCUCUGGGAGCGGCCCCCUCCCCGCCUCAUUUCUGGCCCUCGCGCCCCUGCCCUGCCCGCCUGAGUCUGGGGGGAGGAGGACUCUCGCCCUCUCCUCCCUUGACCUCCUGACCCCGCCGAGACGGUGGGAGGAGGGCAGGGGGUCUGUGACCAUCACUAGCUUGUGCCCGGGGGCUUCGUUUGUCUGGGUUGGGAGGGGACCACCGACCGUGCCCCUU
Molecule: messenger RNA, 1584 nt
Organism: Ornithorhynchus anatinus (platypus)
Lineage: Eukaryota; Metazoa; Chordata; Mammalia; Monotremata; Ornithorhynchidae
Gene: TMEM198
Product: transmembrane protein 198
Exons: 4
Coding region: 93-1238 (381 amino acids)
Biological process (GO): positive regulation of canonical Wnt signaling pathway
Cellular component (GO): plasma membrane; cytoplasmic vesicle
Source: RefSeq, a predicted model, not a curated record